This is a messenger RNA of Postia placenta MAD-698-R-SB12, 2242 nucleotides long. RefSeq lists its product as hypothetical. Gene Ontology annotation, molecular function: protein binding. The transcript has 6 exons. Lineage: Eukaryota; Fungi; Basidiomycota; Agaricomycetes; Polyporales; Adustoporiaceae. The record is from RefSeq and is a predicted model, not a curated record. Bases 1 to 1797 code for a protein of 598 amino acids.
AUGUCUUCAUGGCUGUCUCGAAUCGAAAAUCUACAGCAAUGCCUUGACGACUUUCGUUUCUCGACCAAUGACUCGGCCAACGAACUCCUACAGCUUCUAUGCGACAUAUGCACCGUUGUCCGCGAGGCCGACGCCAACGAUGCAACAGAUCUAUCCGUUAUUGUAGAGAGAUCUCAUGCCAUACUCAACCAUGGCAUCGCUCUAGCAUAUGAUCAAGAAGAUCUUUUCGAUUUUCUGCCGUCGUUUGCCCACAAUGAUGAAUCUCCCGUCGUCGCCGACUCUCUUCAGAUGCCGUUUGGUCAGAGUACUGUCGAUACUUUAGUUCCUCUAUUUCAGGAGUGGUAUUCGCGGAUCAAGAGCGAGGACGGCACACAGAAACCCAUACCCACGCUUCCUGGACCCGGAAGAUGGGACGAGGCCUCUCAACCGCACGGAGAAACGACCCGUCUCUCUAGGUUUCGUCCUGACAUCGCAGUAACUGUGACGCCCGACGCACGGCUAGCCACCGUCAUUCAUCAGGCUCGAUGUGGAAUUACUUGCGACCAUAUCUACUCUCCUUCAAACCUUGUCAUCUCUCCGCGCUCGUCUUUUAUGGCUGUAACUGCUGCCGGAGGCUGGAAGAAUCUUGACCCUGUCGUACACUGGUAUGAUCUCGAUAAUCCAGGAUACAUGGACCAAAACACGUCGUUCCGACCUGCGCUAUCGGAUAUUACCCAUGCAGUGGCCACAGACGAAGACGAGAAGCUUCUAUUCGUGGCCGACUCGCGCUGUAUACAGGCUUAUGAAGUAGGCUCGCGCUCAGUGGAGAAUCCGGGGCACCCGUUGAAAGCGUUGUAUACGCUCCAGUCAGAUGGCUGCGAUCGUGAUGUGGCCAUCAUGCCUAACCGGCGGCUCGUACGUGCUGGAAAGGGAAGGGCAUUUGUUUGGAAUAUCGAUCUAACGCAAAUGCUGGAUGACAAACAGACUGGCGAGGGAACGCCGGACGCGGACAACCAACAUGACGAUCGUGCCAGCCCUUUAGUUUCAGUCGCUGUGUUUGCUGACUCUAAUCUCAUGCCUUCGUCCUGGCGUCUUCAUGAACCCACUAGUUGGAUGCUCUGUGGUGAAAGCGGACGCCUCGAUCGUGCAUAUGGAUGCUAUGCGCUCGACUUAGAACAUGGAGGCCAGGUCGCGUCACGGUUUCUCGGACAUGGUGGCGACACAACGAGUUUCUCGACCAGCGAAGGCGACGCAAAUCUAUUCGCUACUGCUUGCAGCGACGGCUAUGCUAGGCUGUAUGAUCUUCGUCAUCCUCUACCCGUGAUGACCUUUAACUCUGGCAAGCAAGCUGAGCCAUGCUCGGACGUGGUGCUUGUUCACCCUGACGGCCUCCCGAGUUUGUUCACAGGGGGAGAAACCAGUCAACAGAUUAAGAUGUGGGAUGUUCGCGCACGUGCUGCCAUCUACGAGCUCUCUACAGGCAACAAUGCGGUUGUGUCCAUGGCAUGGGAUACCCGCAGCUCAAGUCUUUUUGCGGCAACGGAGUGUCAGUAUAUGGAUCGUCUUGGGUACACACACGACUACAGAAAGGCGCGAAUUCCCCCAUGGGCAGACGACCGCGUUGGAGAGAAUGAACUUGACGAUGAGGAGGACCGGGGUUGGCCUAUCAAAGCGUUCCAUGGAGAGGACUUCUUCGGUUAUUGCUUUGAUGCCGGUGAACAUACUCUCUUCCGAUAUACCUUCAAACCUGACGAAGAUCCUGGACCCAAAGAGCUGCCUGCCUUUGGACAGGCUUCGCUGUAUCAUACGUCAUGGUAGACGCAUGGCAAUCGAUUGUCGCAUCUGCGAGGAUUCAGUGUGAGCGCAUCAGCUCAAGAGAGUACGACCAGUCAAGCAAUCACAUUCCCUCCUGCGAAUAACGCUAAACACGGUGUAAGGAGCUUUAAAAGCGCCUACACACACCACUACCAUCUGGACCACUACGUCGACUGAUUACGACUGGCAAGAAUAGCCAAGAAUAGCUUGGACCAUGCUACCGCGGGAGAGGACACUGGGGAAGGAUCAUUGAGGAUUUUGAGCGACACGUGCGCUGUGGUGUACGAUGUGGACACCUUCCCCUUAACGACUCCUGGAAACCCCUCAUCCGCUCCGACGCACCCUCCUCCCCUCUUCGAAACUGAACACGUUCCAACCUGCCUAUAUGACCACCUUGGACUUCGUAUCUCAUAUGACUACUUUAGCCUACUUGCACAUUACUAUAGUA